CGCACCCGGAACAAAAUUGAUGAUGGAAUUGUCUGUUUCCGGUACAGUUGUCAACAUUGAGGACCACGCGUGAUUACGGUGAAAAUGCCGAAGACUCAGAAAGGAAAAGCAGAGAAGGUUGUUCACCCGUACAGCAGGAAAGCUGCUUACCUGGCCCGGGAAGAAAUCAGACUGAAAAAGAAAGAAAGGCAAAAGAAUGACAAAGCAGUACGUCUGAACAACAUCGGUGAGAAGCUUUUGUGGUUUCAAGGACAGCUGGAUCCAGAAAAGACUGCAUACACCAGAAAAGAUGCCUGUGACAUCAUUGAAAGGUACCUCCAAAGGUUUGACUCUGAACUCGAACAGAUUGAACUGAUGAACGGGAUCAAAGGUCGGCAGGGUCGUCUCCACGGCGCCAGAGAAGCUGUCAUCAAACAGACCAUGGAGCGAGAGCGUGCACUAUAUGAGAGUGGAGGAUUCGAGAUUCCAGACAUCAUCAAUGAAAAACAUCUGAAGACAUUCAGAGAGUGGACUGGUGAUUUGAAGAAACUUCCAAAUAUCAAACUGCGAAAGAUUUCUAACAAAGAUUUGUCCACAAAGACAGAAGAGGAGGAGAAACAGGACAUUGACAUUGAUAGGGAUGAUGAAGAUGACCUGGAUGAAGAGGAGCUGGAUGAAAAUAUCUUGAUGUCAGACUCAAACUGAGGAUGACUGUGUGUGUUAUCCUGAGACCAGUCUUCAGCAGAGACUUUUUCUACAGUGUUUGCGUGACACUAGCUGCUACUCCAUGGCUCUCCUGCAGGUGGCGCCAGACUGUCAGAGAUGGAAAACUAAGUUAAUUCUUGACACUCAGUAAUUUCACACCAGCCUGUGGGGAGGAGUCUACAUUCAUUGUUUAUUGCACAACAAAUAUGCAUUGUAUGUUACCUGAAUCCAUUUUAUCCAGUCAGAGAUAGAAAAAAGGUUUUGACAAAGAUAUUAGAGUGCUCUUGUGUUUGGUGAAUACAAGACCUAGAGAAAAUGUAUAUAAUGUGAUGUGAAUUUGGUCCAAAAAGUUUAACUCUGUAGAAAAGCAGUAAACAACAGUCGUCUCUGCGUAGGCAGACUGUUCAGUCAUUAACACAGAGUAUCAAGUCUAAUUAGCAGAUGGCAACCAUGAACGCUUUAAUUACAUCAGUUUAUGAGUAACAGGACCUAGCAGACAAGACCACAUCAUGCUGAAAACUGUCAAAACAAAACCUCAGGAACAUCUGGGCUACGUGAGAAUUAUUAUUAUUGUAAGAAAUAUUCAACAUUUUUGUGACAAUAAAUAAAUUCGUGACAAUAAAUAAAUUCAGCUUUUCAAAACAUAAAACUGUCCAUUUCAGACUGAGCUAAAGAUACUGUUUGAAUAAAUGAUUCUCUAUUU
Molecule: messenger RNA, 1387 nt
Organism: Cheilinus undulatus (humphead wrasse)
Lineage: Eukaryota; Metazoa; Chordata; Actinopteri; Labriformes; Labridae
Gene: tma16
Product: translation machinery associated 16 homolog
Exons: 7
Coding region: 85-684 (199 amino acids)
Cellular component (GO): nucleus
Source: RefSeq, a predicted model, not a curated record